CAAAGAAGUCACGCCUUUUCACCAGAGAACACAAAGAUGUCCCGUCAUGAGAGGACGCUGCCUUUGUAAAUGUUUAAAUGGACUCCGGCACCAGAAGAGUUAUGACUAGUUUGCUACAUGAUCUCUUUGUUGCAGGUUUCCUCAUUACUAGCUGUUAGUAGAUGACAAUUAGUUUAACACAGCAGAAAAGAGAUGCUUCUCGCGUAAUUACUCGGUUUCUGUGUAAGUUAUUAUAAUAUGCUGUAUUCCUUUGAUCAAAGCAGCCUUUAAAGAACUGCUGGGGUUGCAUUGCAGAUUGGGACCACAAGUGACAGAAAUGUGAAGGAUGGAUUAUUAUGAUGAGACAGGACUGCAGACUGUUGCAAAUGUAACAGACAAACUGCUGCAGCCCAGAGCCAGCCUCGACUUCCUGUGUGAAUAUCCCUCCUACAUGCUCCACAAGUCGGUUUGGACACGUAGCUGUUAAAGGACGACCCUGCUCGACGCCUUAUCUCCCAGUCAUGUCCAGGUCCAGUCGGCGGUACAAGCCUCUGCAGCAGAGCAGUGGCUCUUUCCCCGGGUGCGACCGGGUGCGGAUUCCCCGGGCCCGGGUACUGCUGCUCUGCCUAUUCGGGGUUCUGGUGCUGGCGGUGGUGCUGGGAGUCUACCUGUCAAACGACACCAGCGAUGAACAUGUGAACCGCAUGCCAGCUGCAGAUCUGACCAAAGACAGGUUGUCCCACAAACCCAGCAAGUGCUCUCCGGCUCAAAUCCGCCGUCUGGCCUCUCAGGUGGAUGGUACCCGGCUGUGGGAGACCCAUCUGAGGUCCAUCCUGAUUGAGAGGCUCCCAGGGACACAAGGCAGUCUGGCUGUCCAGCAGCACAUCGCCUCCACUCUGUCCUCGCUGUCUGCUGGCUGGGCCGUAGACUUGGACUCCUUCCAGUCUCCAACCCCUCGUGGCCAGGUCACCUUCACAAACAUCGUAGCCACUCUGGAUCCCACGGCCCCUCGCAGGCUGCUCCUGGCCUGUCACUACGACUCCAAGGCUCUGCCUCCAGACCCCCGGGCUCCAGAGAAGGUGUUUCUGGGGGCCAGUGACUCUGCAGUGCCCUGUGCUAUGAUCCUGGAGCUUGUCACCUCUCUGGAUGCCCAGUUUAUAUUAUUCAAACAGCAGAAACUUCCAGUGUCUCUUCAGCUGGUGUUUUUUGAUGGGGAGGAGUCCUUUGAGGAGUGGACCGCCACAGACUCGCUGUACGGCUCCCGUCACCUGGCCGAGCGCAUGGCCAACACACCUCACCCUGCAGGCUCCACACACACCACCAUGCUUCAGUCUGUGGACCUCUUUGUGCUGCUAGACUUGCUCGGCGGUGCUGAUCCACUGAUUGCGAAUCACUUUGAUAACACGGCGCGCUGGUUUGACCGUCUGAUCGCUGCAGAGAAGAGACUCCAUCGACAGGGUCUCUUGACCUCUCACCCCUCAGAGCAGACAUAUUUUAGGAAGGAUGUGUACCUCGGACCUGUGCAGGACGACCACAUCCCCUUUCUUCACAAAGGUGUCCCUGUGCUACACGUCAUCGCCACUCCCUUCCCUCAGUUCUGGCACACGCUGGACGACACAGAGGAGAACAUGCACCGCCCCACCGUGGUGAACCUGACCAAGAUCAUGGCUGUGUUUCUGGCAGAAUAUCUGGGCUUCUGAACAGUAAACACGGAUCAAUAUUUACGGUUCCCAGCUGAAACUCUACCAAAGACUUGGCCCUGCCGGACUGAGCAGACUUCUUGGUUUCAUGUGAGAGGAUGAGACACCUGUCCAGAUGUCUGGACGUGUGAUGUGGAUAGAAAGAGUCUUAAUUAAAAUGUUAAUAAUUCUUGGAUCAUGGAACCAGGAGGAACAGUUUUGGAAAGUUGAUUUGUAAAUUCAAAGGCACUCUAAAUUAUUCUUUAUUCCUGUGAAAAUAGAAAUCAUAGCCUUAAAGGUAUACUAUGCAGGGUUUUUGCAUUCACUCUAAAUCCGACAAUAUAUCCCGCAGGGUUGUGAGGUAUGGGUGUGUUUGUGCUUUAAAACGUAACCUCCGUGAAACAAUCAAUGUUUUUUUCCUUUUACUCACUGCAUUGUUUCCGCUAACGUCACUCCCUCUCUUUAUUCACUCUCUAGCUUGCUCGACUACUGCCUCUCUCUCACUCACUCUCACUCUCAUUGAGCCAGUUAGGAGGGGCCAACUUUGAAUGGUGCUUACAAAUUGCAACCUUUUAAUUCCUGCAUAGUAUGCCCUUAACAUUUAUUUCUCCCUGUAAUACGAUUGAGAUGCACUAAUGUCUUCUGAAAGACAGACUUUGUAAUGAGGUCUCUGAGCUGCUGUGAAUACUGAGUCAUAUGUGAAUAAUUCUUUACCUUAACAUAACUGAGGAUCCUCUUGGCCUUGACCUGCUGUUAUUAAUUUGCUGGCUAUAUUAUAUUUUGUGUCAGUGUAAUGAUGUUAUUAGAGUGAAAAUCCAACAAAUGUUCAUUUACACCAUGUACAAGGUGUAAUCUGCAAUAAAGUUUAAAUGAUUUUA
Messenger RNA from Cottoperca gobio, 2536 nucleotides. It is a transcript of the gene qpctla, whose product is annotated as glutaminyl-peptide cyclotransferase-like a. Lineage: Eukaryota; Metazoa; Chordata; Actinopteri; Perciformes; Bovichtidae. The transcript is spliced from 8 exons. Gene Ontology annotation, molecular function: glutaminyl-peptide cyclotransferase activity; zinc ion binding. The record is from RefSeq and is a predicted model, not a curated record. The coding region runs from base 501 to 1679 and encodes 392 amino acids.